Messenger RNA from Salvia hispanica, 2398 nucleotides. RefSeq lists its product as uncharacterized. NCBI's taxonomy places the organism in Eukaryota, Viridiplantae, Streptophyta, Magnoliopsida, Lamiales, Lamiaceae. The record is from RefSeq and is a predicted model, not a curated record. Gene Ontology annotation, cellular component: membrane. Gene Ontology annotation, molecular function: protein binding.
AACUUUGAAGAAGUAAUGGCUCGUUCACCAGAAGCGAAAUACACACGGCAGUGUAGUGUGAAUGUAGCAAACUUUGUGACGGUGAGGCCAGGUAGUGAGGGAGUUGAUAAAAUAAACAAAUUCAAUAUAUGGAAACAACAGAUGAUUUGCCUUCUGGAGAGCCAGGAGUUGAUGGAUUUCGUCAACGAUGAAAUCGUGGCGCCGGAGAAAGAGAAGAGUGAGCAGUACAAGCUGUGGAGAAGAACGGACAGUCUCGUCAAAGGAUGGAUUCUUGGAUCGGUCGGUACAGACGUGCUGCACCAACUGCUGGACAAUGAAACUGCAAGGGACGUUUGGGAUCAAUUAUUGAACAGCAUUUUCAAACAACAUCAACAACAACCCAGAGAGAUCGGUGAAGAUUAUAGUAGAUAUUUGCCACUAUACCAAGCAUUAAUGAAAGAUGAGUGGCAGACCGCAUGGAAUACCUUCCCAGGCAUAAACAACUUAGGCACCACCAUUAUCACUUCGUCUUCCGAAACAAUUCUCCACAUAGCCGUAUUGGCAGGAAAAUCAAACGACUUGGUGAAACAGUUGGUGGAAGUGAUGCCACCGACAGCGCUAGCCCUCAAGAAUUCUGGUGGGGAAACUGCCUUACACAACGCUGCCACUGUUGGAAAUACAGCAGCAGCAUCUGUUUUGGUUGACAAAAAUCCAAAUUUGCUGCAUAUUGUAUGCAAUGACAAACAGUUGCCGGUGCACACAGCAGCCAUAAAUUGCCAUAAGGAAACACUACAAUAUUUGAUAUCCCAACACCAACACGAGUCUAACUCCAACACUCACCCUUUUUUAUUUGAGGGCCAGCUUGGCGUCGGCUUCUUGAAUGCAAUAAUAGCUUCUGAAUAUGUUGAUAUUGCAUUGGAUUUGGCUCAGAAAUAUCCAAAUUUGACUAAAAUAGUAGACGAGGAUGGCGAUUCCGCACUAUCAAUCAUUGCUCAAACCGACACCUUAUUCCCAAGGACAGACACUUUCACCUGGUGGCAAAUUUUUUUUUACCGUCGUAUUCCAAUAAAAGCCAUUUUUGAAGUAGAAGCUGGUGACACGAUACAUGCGGAUGCAACCCGUGACAUUGAAAAUGCAAUUAAGCAUGGUGCAGGGCAGUACUCCAACUCCUUUCACAUUUUCUCUCGAGUAGGGAAGAAGUUGGAAUACAUGAUUUGGUCUGUCAUCGAAUAUUUAGUGCCUAAACUGAAGGAGCUGAGGGAGAAGAAAUCAACACAUGCACAAGCACUACAACUUGCAAAGCACUUAUGCAACAAAAUAGUGACUUUGCCUGAAAAUGAGGCUUUAACGAUAUUUGAGAAGUCUAUACAUCAGGCGGCAAUCUAUGGGAUCAGUGAGCUUGUGGAAAUGAUAAUAGACAAAUAUCCUUCGACUAUUUAUUAUAGAGACCCUGACACAGACAAGGAUGUGUUUCUGCUAGCAGCAACCUAUCGCUUUGAGAAUGUUACCAACCUCUUAUAUAAUAUGAACGACCGCAGAUACAUAUUAGGCAGCUCCACGGACGACCAGGACAACAAUUUACUACACAUAUGUGGAAAACUAGCCCCUUCUUACAGGCUCAAUCUUGUAGCUGGUCCCGCUCUACAGAUGCAGCGCGAAUUGCAAUGGUUUAAGGAGAUGGAAAAUUUUGUCCCUGCUUCACGCAGAACUUGGAUCAACAAGAAAAAGCAAACUCCUCAGAUGUUAUUCACAAAGGAGCACGAAAAGCUAAAAGAAGCUGGAGAGAAGUGGAUGAAAGACACGGCUAAUGCAUGUACCAUCGCGGCAGCACUUAUUGCAACAGUCAUGUUCGCUGCAGCUUUCACUGUUCCCGGUGGGAUUGAACCUACAUCUGGCAAGCCACUUCUCUCAAAAAAACCUUCAUUCAUGUUUGCAGUGUCGGAUGCCAUAUCCUUGUUCACUUCCAUAACUUCUCUGCUUUUGUUCCUCUCCAUCCUGACUUCACGUUAUGCAGAAGAGGAUUUCUUGUAUGUUUUACCAAAGAGGUUAAGCAUGGGCCUUCUUAGCCUCUUUGUGUCCAUUACAUUUAUGCUGGUUGCGUUUAGUGCUACGCUCUAUCUGGUGCUUCAAAGAGAUGUGGCGUGGUUUGUGGUGCUUCUCACAGGCUUCGCUUGCCUUCCCAUUACAUCAUUUGUGCUGCUACAGUUCCCACUCCUUGUAGACGUCAUCUCUUCAACUUAUGGCCCUGGUAUUUUCAGUAAGAAGACCAACCGUCUUAUGAUCUAAUAAACGAUCAUAUGUGUUUUCUCUAUUUAGCUCAUAUUUAAUAUUAGACCAUUCUAUUUCAAUUUGCCAUGGAUGUUUUUCUUAAGAAGAUUAAGUGGUUUGCACUUUAUUUAUAACUUAUGGGUUUGUUUAA